This is a messenger RNA of Zea mays, 1552 nucleotides long. RefSeq names its product G-type lectin S-receptor-like serine/threonine-protein kinase At1g11410. NCBI's taxonomy places the organism in Eukaryota, Viridiplantae, Streptophyta, Magnoliopsida, Poales, Poaceae. Gene Ontology annotation, molecular function: protein serine/threonine kinase activity; ATP binding. The record is from RefSeq and is a predicted model, not a curated record. The transcript is spliced from 6 exons. Gene Ontology annotation, biological process: protein phosphorylation. The coding region runs from base 196 to 1350 and encodes 384 amino acids. Gene Ontology annotation, cellular component: plasma membrane.
UUUUUUUAUCAUAUCGUGACAUUACCCAGUUGACCAAAUGGUUAAUUUUGAAAAGAGGAGCAUUUGCCGUUUCUUGCAUUGCAAAAGGCACGCAGUUUCCUGUUUGACCUGCAUCCAUAUGUGCCAAGCAUAAAAGCCUGAUGUAUUGAGUGUAUUGGUACUUGGUAGUAAGGUACUACCUUCCUGAUUAGCAUCAUGUACUUCUGCGUGUUUGGUUUCCUAAAGAGGCACAUCAUCAAGCAAAUAGGCUCACGGAGGAUACGGAAACCGUUUCAGAUUGUUGGAGAAGAUAGAUCAACAGCAGCUGCAGACGACUACAUAUAUGAAGAUGAUUCUGUGAAAAGAUCAAUCUUGAGCUCACCUUUAGUUGAGUUCAGCAGUGUUUAUUCAGCAACAAACAAUUUCAGCGAAAAGCUUGGCGAAGGUGGAUUUGGCCCAGUUUUCAAGGGGAUACUACCUGACGGCCAAGAGAUCGCUAUUAAGAGGCUAUCUAAGACCUCCGCGCAGGGACUGGAGGAGUUCAAGAACGAGGUGACGGUGCUAUCCAAGCUGCAGCACCGGAACUUGGUGAGGCUUUUCGGUUGUUGUGUUCAUGGAGAGGAGAAGAUGAUGGUGUACGAAUACAUGCCCAACAAGAGUCUGGACUCAUUUAUUUUCAACGAAAGUAAGAGGCUCGUGUUAGGCUGGAGUCUGCGAUACAAGAUCAUUCAGGGAAUCGGGAGAGGGUUACUGUACCUCCACCAGGAUUCCAGGCUGAAAAUUAUUCACAGGGAUCUCAAGGCGAGCAACGUUCUGCUAGACGAUGAUUUCAGCCCCAAGAUCUCGGACUUUGGCAUGGCUAGGAUUUUCGGUGAACACCAGCUUCAAGACCUUACCCGUCGAAUCGUCGGAACCUAUGGCUACAUCUCCCCGGAGUACGCAAUGGAGGGCAAAUUCUCUGACAAAUCUGACGUAUUCAGUUUCGGCGUGCUGGUCCUAGAGAUCGUGAGUGGCCGCAGGAACAGCUCCCUCCUCGACGAUGAGUGGUCAAUGAACCUCUUGGGCUAUGCAUGGACCCUGUGGAAGGAAGGCAGCGUCUCGGAGCUCAUCGACCCGCUCAUGGGAGCAACGUACGCUUACGAUGAAGCCUGCAGAUGCGUUCAGGUGGGUCUCCUGUGCGUGCAGGAGGUACCAGCCGAGAGGCCAGCCAUGCCCCUGGUGCUCAGGAUGCUGAGUGGUGACGCCGCGAUCCCGUCCCCGAAGCAAGCUGCGUUUUUCGUUGGGAGGGCACCUCGUCUUCCUCCUGCGGAUGACAGUAGUAAUACUGAAUCGGGGAAUCAAUUGACGUGCACGGAUCUUCAGGGCAGAUAGUCUCAGUCUCAGUCUCAGGGUGCACAAGCUUAUUCACGCCGUAUGUCGUAGCCGUACGUGGACAUGGCCUUGUGUUACACAGAUUAUAUUGCUGCUAGUGCUCGUGUUGUAAUUUCGCUGUAUAUAUAUCGUACCCGUAUGUGUGUUGUCGUUUGACACUGUAAAUUGUAAAUGUGAUGCUAGAACUGUUCUUCCUCAUGCA